UCUCGAUCCACACGCAUACGCGCGAGCGCGCGCCGCACACUUCCACCGGUAAUCGUUUCGUUACACGGCUCUAUAAAAACUACCCACGCGCCAUCGGACAGCUCCAGUUCGCGGGUUCAUUCCGUUCCGAUAACACCACAGGUCGGCUCCACAAGAGUCAUCAUCAGAUUACUGUUCGUUGUCCUCUUCGUCCGCAUUAUACCGCGGUCGCUGCAAGCUCACCGCGCUGCACUGGUUUCCGUCGUCCUUUCAAUUGCGUUUUCAAGCAGUCGUGUUUCUUCUCGACCCGAACCACCGCCAUCAUCGUCACUAUCGUCAUGCAGACAUUCGUGUGCGGCCGACGAAAGCGCGACGCCUCAGCGGCGAUCGCGGUGGCCCUGUGCGCGACUUGCCUGCUGAACGCCGCCUCGGUGGUGCAAGGGCAGACCGAUACCACGGCCGUGCCGGACGUCGUCGGAGGCGGAGGACCGCAAUUACUGUCGUCGUUGCAACCACCGAUGACGACCACCAACGCUCAACACCAGGCCAAGUACGAUGAAUCGGCCAACACGGAACUCCUCAAGCAGGUGUUGAUGAAGAAAUGUCUGCACCGGUACACGAUGACGUGCCUGAAACUGGACCUGGUCCGGCUGAUCGACCGGCUGGGCACGGCCCGCGCUUAUCAGCUGGUACCUGGCGUGUCGCUCGUCCGGGCUUCAGACGGCAACCAGACGACGAUCACCGGCGGCGGAGGCGGUCACCAUCAUCAACAGAACCAGCACCAUCGCCAGCAUCACCAUCACGGCGGCAUACCUCCGGACGUGGUCAGAUCGCUGGUCCGGGGCAACGAUUCGGCCGAUGAGCUGGAUGGGUACCUGAUGGAAAAAGUCGACGCGUACCUGAACAGCCUGUCCAUCAGCGUCAAGCUGGUCGACUCGGCAGUGGUGGAGAAGGUGCGCAAUCUCAGCAGUCAAAUGCUCGUCAACAUACUGCCCACCGGAUUGCUGGAGACCGGGCGGGGCAAGAAGGACGGUAUGAAAGCGGCCCUGUGGUCGGCUGGCACUCUGGCGGCAAUCGCCUUCGCGUCGCUGGCCGCAAUGUCAGGCAAAGCGCUGAUGACGGCCAUGUUGGCGCUCGUCCUGGCAGCCGUGUGCGCGCUCAAAGGCCACGGUGGCGGUGGCGGCGGUGGUGGCGGAGGUGGCGGUUACGGCAAGACGUCGCAUUACGAGAUCAUCACCAAGCCGGCCAUAUACGAUCACGAACACCUGGUUCACGGAGCGUCGUACUCAUCGGCGCCGUACAGUUACGCUCGACACCUUACCAUGGACGAGAACGGCGGAACGCAUCACCCGAUCGGACGCGGCCCGCCGCAGCCUCAGCGCGUCAGCGUCGUGCACGCGGCGCCGGCCGCUCCGGCCACGGCCCCGUCCGGUGACGCUUCCGGCCCGGGCCAACAGGCCGGCGACGAGGACGCGGACGACGAGGCCAGCGUCGGCCGUCUGUCAUAUCCGCUGGCGCCGAUAGCUUACAUACCCACCAACAACGCCUGACACGUGGGGUUUCGAUGUUAUUAUUUAUUCGUCCACUUCAUGCAGUCGACGUCAAUGCUAUUAUUAUUAUUAUUAUUUAUGUUUAUCUAUUUAUUUAUUUAUUUAUUUAUUAUAAUAUUUCAAAUUUUAUUAUUUUCGUUUUAGAAUAUGAUGGUGUUACAAUAUUAUAAAAUUGUAUUAUUAUAAAAUUAUGUGAUUUUUUCAGUAUUAAAUACCACCGUAUACUCGUA
Metopolophium dirhodum (rose-grain aphid) is the source of this 1759-nucleotide messenger RNA. RefSeq lists its product as uncharacterized. Lineage: Eukaryota; Metazoa; Arthropoda; Insecta; Hemiptera; Aphididae. The record is from RefSeq and is a predicted model, not a curated record. The coding region runs from base 318 to 1529 and encodes 403 amino acids. The transcript is spliced from 3 exons.